Molecule: messenger RNA, 3212 nt
Organism: Ictalurus furcatus (blue catfish)
Lineage: Eukaryota; Metazoa; Chordata; Actinopteri; Siluriformes; Ictaluridae
Gene: phf6
Product: PHD finger protein 6
Exons: 11
Coding region: 234-1328 (364 amino acids)
Cellular component (GO): nucleus
Source: RefSeq, a predicted model, not a curated record
UCCGUGGUGAACAAACGUGCUUUUUGCAGUAGCCAAUGCAACGUAACUUGAAUGCUCCGCAAUGGCUAGGAGUGAGCUGCAGCCCUUCAGUGCUCAGUAGACGGAAGAGGUUCACGCCACUAACCUUCUGCUUCCCAUCCGUACUAGAGCACCGUGUUCGAAACUGAUCCGUGGUCUGUUUACUGACAGCAUCCUUGCUAAUUAGAGGAAUCUAAGAGUGGAAGUGGCUAGCCAUGUCUGGGCAAAGGAAAGGAGCUUCGGCGCGUCUGCGAAAAUGUGCCUUCUGUAAAACGAAUCGAGACAAGGAGUGUGGCCAGCUCCUUGUAUCAGACAACCAGAAGGUGGCAGCUCACCACAAAUGCAUGCUUUUCUCAUCUGCCCUAGUAACAUCUCACUCAGACAGCGAAAACAUUGGGGGAUUUUCUAUUGAGGAUGUAAAAAAAGAGAUCAAAAGAGGAAACAAAUUGAUGUGCUCAUCCUGCCACCGGCCCGGGGCAACCAUAGGUUGUGAUGUUAAGACAUGCCGGAGGACAUAUCAUUACUACUGCGCCCUGUGGGACAAAGCCCAGACCAAGGAGAACCCCUCACAAGGCAUCUACCUUGUUUACUGUCGUAAACAUCGUGACGCCUCCCAAGAUGCCAGUGAUGAGGAUCAAGGAGUUGCAGCCAACGAUUCAGAUUCAUCCCCACCCCGUAGCAGAGGGCGUGGCAGAUUUGAGAAGAGCCGAAUUAGAGGUGUACCUCGUGGGCAGUCCGAAGACGCACGUUCAAAUUCUUCACAAGGCAUAGAUGAAACGGAGAGCUCUUCAAAUCGGGACCGGUCCCCUUUGAGGGGUAGCCCCAGUGAGUCAGGCCUUCGCUGUGGUUUCUGCCAUGCUGGUGAUGAGGAAAAUCAGACCCGCGGUGUUCUGCAUUGUGAUGGCGCAAAAAAGGUUGCCGCCCACUAUAAAUGCAUGCUUUUCUCUUCAGGGACUGUCCAACUCACUACCACAUCACGUGCAGAAUUUGGUAACUUUGACAUUAAAACAGUCAUUCAGGAAAUAAAGAGAGGGAAAAGAAUGAAAUGCACCCUGUGUUGUCAGCUCGGCGCAACCAUUGGAUGCGAGAUAAAAGCGUGUGUGAAAACCUAUCACUACCACUGCGGCCUGCAAGACAAGGCCAAAUACAUAGAGAACAUGGCCAGAGGCAUUUACAAACUGUACUGUAAGAAUCACAGUGGAAAUGAGGAGCGGGAUGAAGAGGAUGAGGAGAGAGAGAGUCGCAGUAGAGAGAGGGCUGCCAAUAACAGUGGGGGAAGCCCUCCUCCACCUCAAGUGAAUGGGAAUUAGAUGCUGGUUGGAGGUGUUGGAGAAAGAACAAAAUAUUUUUUUAUUGUGCUCAGUAAGAAACUUAGGGGCCAGCUCACAAAAUUGACUGUUUCAGUUUUUCUCUAAUUGCCAGAAACCCCAUAACCAUUGAUGACGCACCAUACAUUUCUCUGCCAUUUUUCCUCAGUAUUUCAAGAAUAUCAUGAAUGAGACUCACGAGUGCAGAUAAUAACCCAACCCAAGAGAGUGAGAGGUUUUUAAGGCACAGAAUAAUCCAAAGUUCCACUUGUAAAGAGGUUGUGUUUAAAGAAAAUAAUGGAAAAUCUGAAUUAACAUUAUACAUAGUUAUACGUAGUUUGAAUCUGUGCCUGAAAAACACUUUAAAUGUGAGCCAAUGAAAACUGAAGGUUUCAUGAUUGGACCAAUGGAAAGCUCUCUUUCACAGAGCUCUCUUUUUUUUUUUUUUCUCUUUUCUUUUUUUUUUUUCUUCUUUUCCCCCAGUUUCUUUCUUAACAAACUGCUCUUUGGACUUGACCUGCUGGACCUGUUCUUUUGAGACUGCCUUCUGGUUGUUUUUACUCUCUUCCAAAUCCUGAGCCUAUCCCUCUAAUUUCCUGUAAUUGAACUGACAUUAUCUUUACCUCUUAUUGCUCUUGUAUCAUGUAUUAUAUUUUACUACUGUAUUAUAAUCAUGAUUAUUGUUGAAUAUCUGUGACUUUCUUUAUAGUCUUGAGUCAGGAUUAAAGAUCAUUGGCUAGCAUGCACUUUUCUUUACACUGACUUGUGUAGUAGUCCUUCCUUCAUGCCUUUUGGAAAAUGGCAUCACUUCACUGAAGGAACACCUAACUGAAGUAUUAAGUAUUAAUAUCCUCUAAGUUGAUACAUUCUUGGACUCAAGUUUACAUGACUUGAGUCCAAGAAUGUAUCAACUUAGAGGAUAUUUUUGGACACAUUACCAGUAAAGAACAGGUAUUGCUGAUAUUGUUAUAAUAAUAUUAAUCAGACUGUUACGGAGUUUUAAAAAUUGUAGUUAUUGCAGUACACCAAAUGGUACAGCAUAAUAUGAAAUAAUCUAUGCUAUGUUUUGGUUGGUUUAGUCAAUCAUUUAAGGUGCUGUGAAUUUAUAGAUGGAUAUAAAUCAAAUUAAUGGGUUGACUGCCUUCAUGAUGGUUAUGCUUGAAGAUCACUUUGAAUAUGUCAUUAAUGAGAUCGUCUGUUUCAAAUGGACAGUUUAUUGAAAAAUUAACGUUUUCCUCUUGAAUAUUUAAUGUUUAUUAUUAUAACAUGCAUAAAAAAGAUUUUUAAAAAACAGCCAGCAGGAGUUGAUGCUCAUAAAUGAAGAUCACUGGACUAACAGACAUGGCAUAUAGCCAGUGUGACUGCUUUUUAGUGCUUAUUCGUUUAAUUCUUAUUAGUUUUAGAAUGAAGGGUUUCAUGCUUAAAGAUUUCCCUUUACCAGGAUAAGGUUGAGAACGAAAAUGAACAACUUGAUCUACUAUUUGUUUUGUAUGUUAUUUAUUAAUUUAGUCAUUCAUUUAUCUGUUUAACUCCAAUUCAGUCUGACUGCUGCUGGCUUGUUUUAAUAGUAUAAUGGUACAGUUUAAGCAGUCUGUCAAUAUUUGCAGAUACACAUAAAUUAAUAAGGUAAUACAUUACCUUAUGUUUAUAUUAGGAAAAACUGGAUCAACCAAGUUCCAGUCCCAAAUAUUGUGAGCUGGUACAAAACAAAUAACUGCAGGGGCAGGCGGGUGUAGCAUUAAAAUAACAACAAUCCUGCAAACAACUUCAGUGUAAAGUUUUGCUUGUUUAGGUUUUGUACUGGAGAUUGUAUUAUUGUCUUUGUAUUAUAUCCUGUAUUAUUCACAAGAGAUCUUGGGUGACUUCCCUUAAAUUAAUGUUUCUGAC